Mollisia scopiformis is the source of this 1481-nucleotide messenger RNA. Its product is annotated as ABC transporter. NCBI's taxonomy places the organism in Eukaryota, Fungi, Ascomycota, Leotiomycetes, Helotiales, Mollisiaceae. The record is from RefSeq and is a predicted model, not a curated record. The coding region runs from base 122 to 1012 and encodes 296 amino acids. Gene Ontology annotation, molecular function: ATP binding; ATP hydrolysis activity. The transcript has a single exon.
CCCCACUAUUGUCCUUGAUCUCUUCUUUCUACACCUUCACCUCUCUCCCCUUCUCCUCUCCUCUCCACCUCCUCUACUCAUCCAACACUCUCUCCCGAAUCUCACUCAAUCCCUCUCAACAAUGUCCACCACCACCCACACCACCGAAGAAAUAGACCAAACAAAAGCCCCCUCAAUCCACCUAACAAACCUCUCCUACACCUUCCCCAGCACCCACUCCGGCCUCUCGAACCUAACCCUCUCCCUCCCCCCCAAAUCCCGCACCCUCCUCAUCGGCGCCAACGGCGCCGGCAAAACCACCCUCCUCCGCCUGCUCUCCGGCAAGCGUCUCGCGCCCUCAAACACCAUCUCCAUCGGCGGCCUCGACCCCUUCAAAGACGGCCUCGAGGGCGUGACAUACCUCGGGCUCGAAUGGGUGCUCAAUCCCAUCGUACGAACCGACAUCGGUGUCAAGGAACUACUGAAGAGCGUUGGUGGGGAUCAUUACCCCGAUCGGAAAGACGAGUUGGUGCGCGUUCUUGAUAUUGAUCUGGAUUGGCGGAUGCAUGCAGUAUCAGAUGGGGAGAGAAGGAGGGUCCAGCUUGCCAUGGGACUUAUUCGACCUUGGCGAAUCUUGUUGUUGGACGAGAUUACGGUGGAUUUGGAUCUAUUAAGUCGGAGUAAUUUCCUAGCUUUCCUGAAAAAGGAGACUGAGACGAGGGAGUGUACCAUUGUGUACGCGACGCAUAUCCUGGAUAACCUGGCGGAGUGGCCGACGCAUCUGGUGCAUAUGAGUCUGGGGAAGGUUAAGGAGUGGGGUGAGAUCGAGGGGUUCGAGUUGGGCGAGAAGGGGUAUGGGAAGACGGGGAAUAGUAGGUUGGGAGAAUUGGUUUUGGGGUGGUUGAAGGAUGAUUUGCGUGAGAGGGGGCCUAGGAAUAAAGGGACGACGAGUGAGGGGACUGCGUAUUUGACGGGUGGUCUUGGGGGGUAUGGGGCGGAGGAUGCUAUUAAGGCCGGCAAAAGGACUUUUUAAGAAGGUAUGUGUGGGUUAUUCAUGAUGUGAUGAGUUCAUGGGUUUCUUUUCUUUCUCUCGGUCUGCUUUUAUGGUUGUUUACGAGUCAGCAUGAGCGCUUCAACGCCUCUGGGUUUGCAUGGGAUGGGCGUAGCAUUUAACAUAUACCACCGGUCUUAUUUAACCAGGAACUGGAAUGGCGCAUGGUUCAACAGCGAAGGGAGGGUUUAUUUGGCAUUUGCAUCUCGGCAUAUCUUCAACCAGCACAGCGCGGCGCAGGUUUCAACAGAACUGGUCUUCAACUAGAUGUGGGUCGUGGUCUUUAACAGCACGGCCUUGUUCAACGAUAAAAGAAGCGAUGAAUGGUAAUCUUUCUUAUUCAGCUAGAAGGAGCUAUAGAAAAUAUCCGCAACGAACUAUCUUCACUCGCAAUUGCGAGCUCUACUUCAUCUCCUCCUUCCUUGCUCGUGGGUCUCCAAGCAAGUUGUGU